Messenger RNA from Scaptodrosophila lebanonensis, 622 nucleotides. It is a transcript of the gene Obp57c, whose product is annotated as general odorant-binding protein 57c. Gene Ontology annotation, molecular function: odorant binding. The record is from RefSeq and is a predicted model, not a curated record. The transcript is spliced from 2 exons. Gene Ontology annotation, biological process: sensory perception of smell. The coding region runs from base 105 to 539 and encodes 144 amino acids. NCBI's taxonomy places the organism in Eukaryota, Metazoa, Arthropoda, Insecta, Diptera, Drosophilidae.
CAUAUAAAGUGGAGCGUACAUUUUCAAUCGAGCAGUGCAGCAGCAGCUGCUUCACCAGUAAAAGCUAUAAAGCAAUAGUGUCAGAUUCAGAAAACUUGGCGAAAAUGUUGAAAUCUGCAUUACUGUUUGCGCUAUUGCCAGCGUUCUUUGCUACUGUGCAGUGCUUUCCCGACAUUGAAAAUAGCACGGUAUUGGACAGUUGUCUCGAAUCAAACCAUGUUACCAGAGAGGAACUAGAGUUUUUAUCCAAUCAGACCAGCUCUGAGGAGGAUAUGGACGAGCUUGAUAUGAAAUACAAAUGCUUCAUUCAUUGCAUGCUAAAUGAUUUAGGAUUACUAGAUGACAAGGGAUUCCUGAAUGCUUCGAAAAUAGAAGAUUUUGAGGAAAUGGGCGAUUCCAAUCGAGUGGUUCUGUACGACUGCAAGCGGGUACAUGAUGUGGCCGAUCUGGACAAGUGUGUGUAUGCCUUCAAUAUUGCGCAGUGUUUGUAUGACAAUAUCGAUAUGGAUAGUGAUGAGGCCGACGAAGAUACAGAGUAGAUAGAACCAACAUUCUAAUACUUAAAGCAAACACUUAAUGUUUUGAUUAAUUGAUUCAUUAAAUAUAAACAAAGCGAAGCAAA